Molecule: messenger RNA, 513 nt
Organism: Neogale vison (American mink)
Lineage: Eukaryota; Metazoa; Chordata; Mammalia; Carnivora; Mustelidae
Gene: IFNG
Product: interferon gamma
Exons: 4
Coding region: 1-501 (166 amino acids)
Biological process (GO): immune response
Cellular component (GO): extracellular region
Molecular function (GO): type II interferon receptor binding
Source: RefSeq, a predicted model, not a curated record
AUGAAUUAUACAAACUAUAUCUUAGCUUUUCAGCUUUGCGUGAUUUUCUGUUCUUCUGGCUAUUACUGUCAGGCCAUGUUUUUUAAAGAAAUAGAAGACCUAAAGGAAUAUUUUAAUGCAAGUAAUCCAGAUGUAGCAGAUGGUGGGCCUCUUUUCUUAGAUAUUUUGAAGAACUGGAGAGAGGAGAGUGACAAAACAAUCAUUCAAAGCCAAAUUGUCUCCUUCUACUUGAAACUGUUUGAAAACUUCAAAGAUAACCAGAUCAUUCAAAGGAGCAUGGAUACCAUCAAGGAAGACAUGCUUGUCAGGUUCUUCAAUAACAGCAGCAGUAAGCGGGAGGACUUCCUUAAGCUGAUUCGAAUUCCCGUGAAUGAUCUGCAGGUCCAGCGCAAAGCGAUAAAUGAACUCAUCAAAGUGAUGAAUGAUCUCUCACCAAGAUCUAACCUAAGGAAGCGGAAAAGGAGUCACAGUGUGUUUCCCGGCCGCAGAGCAUCGAAAUAAUGCUCAUCCUGU